AUGGAUCAGAAUUGGCAAUCCCAAGCAGCUGCCGAGGCCCAGGCCGAGACCACAUCCUGGUCUGCCCAGAUAGCGCUUGCCGUUGCUGAGACCGUACAGCAACAGAAUGGUCCUCCGAAGGACAGCUGGUGGCGAUGUGAGGCGUGUUUCCUGGUAGCUUCUCACGUGCUCUUCUUUGCUUCAGCCAACUGGUUUUUUGCCAAGCUACUAUAUCGUGACUACGAGGUCAAACAGCGAUACAUCCAGAUUCUUUUCGCCGCAACGUUUGCUGCAUCUUCUUCCAUGUUCGAGUUGAUGUUGGCCACUGUGGCCGGGCUUCUGGACCCGGAUGUCCGUGCCGUUGCCUGGAAGGUCGAUCACUGGACGCUCAUUUGGCUUGCAUAUGUGGCCUUGCCUGCCUGUUUUGUUUGGACUUCUGUGAGAUCCAUUUGCUACGGCUCGCACCGGCUCGCUUUUGCUUCUGCAGUUCUGUCGUUGCCUCCUUUUUGGUAUGCGAUUUACAUCUCAGGCCGGUUGAUUCACAUCGAUGCUGUCAACUUUUCAGCGGAUUUGCUGAUGGCCCGCAUUGGAGUGUUGGGAGUCACCGUGGUGGCCACGUUGAGUGGCUUUGGAGCUGUGAACUUUCCCUUCCAGAGCAUGCACUCAUUUCUUCGCCCUGUCACGCAACAGCAGGUGGCAGAUGUGGAGCAGCGUUUGUUGAGGACAAUGAGGCUGAUUUCAGCGAGGAAGCGCCAGGAGUUGGCGUUAAAGCAGGAGGAAAGCCGACAAAGUGCCAGGGAGGAGCCGCUUUCCAUCGUUGGCAGAGUUGCCCAGUUUGUACAGAGACCUCUUCUGUCACUGGAGGCCUUGGGUGUAAGUGUGCGUGGAGGUACAUCAGCAACAAGGAAGCAGCUGUUUACCGAAAUUCAGGCGCUGGAGGCCUUCAGCCGUGAGUUGUUCGUGGAGCUGGAUGAGCUCAUCCAGGCUCGUCUGUGUGAGCUGAAGGCCCGCACUGUGCUUGGUCGCGCCAUGAACGUGCUUGGACGGUGCUGUUCCGCUGUAUGUGUCUACAAGAUCUUGAUGUCUUCCGUAAAUUUGUUGCUGAGGCGUGGUAGCGCGCAGGCAGAGGAUCCGGCAACCAGGUUGCUGACCAUACUUCUCUUAAACCUGCGCGUUCCUGUGGACGUCUCGUAUUGGGCGCCUAUGUUGUCCUUGAUCUUUGUAGGGUACCUGGCGUUUGCAAACACUCGUCAAUUCAUACAGCGACUCCUUGCAAUCUUUCGCAUGGUGUCUACGUCCGUGACAUCAAACUCGCUUGCCUUGUUGCUGUCUGAGGUCAUGGCAAUGUACUUCGCAGCGUGCGUCAUCCUUACCCUCCGGUUUGUCCCUAAGCGUGAUCGCGCGGAUUUGCUGAUGAUGGUUGGUGAAGUGGAUCUGUCGUAUGUCCACCUUCACUUUGACUACGUCUUUCUGUUGUCGUCCCUCUGCUCUUUGGCAGUGUUCGGUCUCAGCUACUGGCU
This is a messenger RNA of Symbiodinium pilosum, 1499 nucleotides long. The record is from the annotation of a GenBank genome assembly. Lineage: Eukaryota; Dinophyceae; Suessiales; Symbiodiniaceae.